UGGACAAUAUUAUCCAAUAAAACUCUGAUUUAACACCGGUCUUUAAAAUCUAACUUCAGAUUUUCUAGUUUUUGCCAUUUCUGAGAGAAGAGAGAAAAAAGCUUUUUUCUUCUUUGUAGUGCUUAACAUAUAUCUCUAUGACAAACGACAAAAGUAAAGCUGGUUCAACUGGAAGAUUUUUAGCUACCAGAGACUUUGACCCUAAACAGCAGUCUAUUAGAAAUUCCUUCAACCUUCUUCGCGCCAAGGCUAAUCCGCAACCCACUUCGUCAGAUUCAGGUACAUUACCACCUGCUGUCGAAGAACAAGUAACAGCCGAGGAUUUAAAUACGAAUACUGAAGCUGCUGUUGAUCGUAUAAAUAUUGAAGAAACUGAACAGGACAUUUUACUCGACGACCAUGUUGAUUCAGUUGAAACAGAGGAAGUCGAAGAAAACGAGGAAAGUUAUUUGGCAUCUUGCUUUGAAAAGAUUCAAGCCAGAUUAUCUGCUGAAGAGUAUCCCUCUGAAUACGAAAGAGGGACUUUCUGGAUCGAGCCGAUGAUGUGUUACUUCAUCCAUAAAAACAAUAAGAAGAUCGAAGAUAUUUACCAACCUCGACUUGCAGGUCUUUGCUGCCCUACUUGUGAUUUAAAGAUCGAAACAAAAGGAUACAACAAGCUACCUCACGCUAGAAGAAUUGUUGAUCUCCAAAGGUAACUGCUUUUAUCUUAUGUCAAUAAGAUACCGUUGUCUUUCUCCCAGAUGUGGGAAAACCUUCAAUGGUCAUAGUGAUUCGAUUAUAAGCCAACUUCC
Molecule: messenger RNA, 794 nt
Organism: Mucor mucedo
Lineage: Eukaryota; Fungi; Mucoromycota; Mucoromycetes; Mucorales; Mucoraceae
Exons: 5
Coding region: 138-698 (186 amino acids)
Source: RefSeq, a predicted model, not a curated record